GUUUAUUUACGAGCUGAUUCAAAAAGAGAAAUGAAACAAAAACUCACAUUUCUCUGCGAAUAAAACGCACUUUACCGAGUCCUCCGCUUUUCAUCAACCGUGAGUACAUUCCGAUCACAAUGCCACAGAUAUUUAUCGUUGAUGUUUGUGGUAAAAGUGUUUAAAAUGCAGGUUUCACGAUGUUGACCUGUGACAUUUGCGGUGAGGAGCUGCUGCUGGAGGAGGACCUGAAAACUCACCUGUUACUUAGCCACCUGGAAAACAACAUGCACUGCCCCCUCUGCUCUCUGUCCGGGGUCUCCUACGACGAACUGAGCCUUCACAUCAACUCCGCACACCCCGACAACCAAAACAAGACCCCCACGAGAACGAAAAGAGACGAAGCCAGUCCAGAGUCCUCAUCUAGCCCAGAUUUGACUCAAUAUUUGCCAAGUCCUGAAUUAUUCGCGUCUUCAGAUUGCAGCGGUGCAGACAGUGACAUUUCAUCUACCUCUAGUCCUUCUCUAGUCAAAUCUAAAGCAUGUGGUAAUAAUAAUAACAUGAAUUUGGACAGUUCAGGUUUGAGUCCUUUGAGACAGAACAUUCAUAAAGUUAAGAAGCACAACAGUGAAACUACAGGUGGAGCGGACAAGAAGAAAAGAAUGAGCUCUCCGUUGAAAGAGAGGCGGUUUGUGUGUCCCAUGUGUGCCUGUGUCUGCACCGACUCGUUCAGCCUCCAAGAACACGUGGAGCUGCAUCUGGAUCCUGCGUAUACUGCACAAGGCUUCCAGUGUCCGAUGUGCUCUGUCGCUUGCUCCGAUAGCUUCUCUCUUCAGGAACAUGUGGAAUUACAUUUAGAGCCCGGGGCCUCUGUAAACGCGAGUCCUGGUUCAGACCUUAAACUGGCCCGCAGGCUUCAGGAGGAGGAGGAGCAGAUGAGGAGAGAGGAAGAGGCAAGAACGGAGAAAGAAGAGUUCAAGAAGCUACAGAAGCAGUUUGGCCUGGAUGGCAGUGGGGGCUAUCGUAAACAGAUGGAGCAGAGACUGGAGCGGGCUGUGGCUCGUGGACUCAUGGAUCCAGCCGAGUUUCACAGUAAAAGAGCAGAGAUGAUGGAGGCUUUAGCCACAGGGCAGGACGACGGCCAGACCAGGACUCAGGGUGUGUUGAAGGUUUUAUCAGAGCAUUACCAGUCUGAGGCCAGAGACUGCGCGCACGUUUGGCUGUGCGCAGACACCGACCACUUCUGCUCCUCCGAGGGGGACCGAGGCUGGGGCUGUGGCUACAGGAACUUUCAAAUGCUGCUGUCCUCCCUGCUCAGGCUGGAGGAGUACGCUGCUGUCCUGCCAGACAUGACAGUGCCCAGUAUCCCUCGGGUGCAGGGUCUUAUCCAGGAGGCCUGGGGCGAGGGGCUGGAUCCACGCGGAGCCUCUCACUUUAACAACAGACUCCAGGGAACGAGAGCCUGGAUCGGAGCCACGGAAAUCUACAGCCUGCUCACCUCUCUGCAUGUCAGGGCUCGUAUAGUGGACUUCCACCAGCCCACCGGUCCUGGAGACACACACCCGCGGCUGUUCGAAUGGGUCAAACAGUACUUCAGCCGGGGUCAAAACAGCGGCAGACUCCCCCCUCGGAUCAUCCACACCAAACUACCUCCGCUCUACCUGCAGCACCAAGGUCACAGCCGGACAGUGGUGGGGCUGGAGCAGAAGAGGAGUGGAGCUCUCUGUUUGUUGAUCCUGGAUCCUGGCUGUUCUUCCUCGGAUCUCAGACGAAUUUUCAGGCCAGAUUCGGUAAACGCUGCGCUGCGACAGAUGCGCAGGUUUCCCUCUGGACUCAAGCACAAGCAGUACCAGCUGGUGGCAGCAGAGGGCGUCCUCUCUGAGCAAGACAAACAGGUUUGUGUUUUGAAUUCAAAGACAUUACACGCCGAGCGGAUCCCGUGACCAGAUCCUCAUUCAUCUCAGCACAAAUAUGAAGCUUUUAUUUAUACUGUUUUAAUUGUGUUGUUUACCUAAAUAAAUGUCUUUUGUCUCUCCCUG
Molecule: messenger RNA, 2018 nt
Organism: Boleophthalmus pectinirostris (great blue-spotted mudskipper)
Lineage: Eukaryota; Metazoa; Chordata; Actinopteri; Gobiiformes; Gobiidae
Gene: zup1
Product: zinc finger containing ubiquitin peptidase 1
Exons: 11
Coding region: 180-1922 (580 amino acids)
Source: RefSeq, a predicted model, not a curated record